Messenger RNA from Hibiscus syriacus, 530 nucleotides. Its product is annotated as peter Pan-like protein. The record is from RefSeq and is a predicted model, not a curated record. NCBI's taxonomy places the organism in Eukaryota, Viridiplantae, Streptophyta, Magnoliopsida, Malvales, Malvaceae. The coding region runs from base 193 to 417 and encodes 74 amino acids. The transcript is spliced from 2 exons.
UACAAAUGGUAUACUCUUUGCAAUUUGUUUAGUUCUUCUCACACGCCUUUGAUUUGUUAUAUAAGAGCGGGUUAUGGAUCAGAAAGUGAAGCAGAUGAGGAAGCAGCAACAGUUACUCUGACCAGUGAUCUUAGUCGAGUUAAUCGCGCUUCCACAAAAAAUGCUGUCAAGCUUCAAGAAAUUGGACCUAGAAUGACUCUCCAACUCACUAAAAUCGAGGGUGGACUAUGUUCUGGUGAAGUUUUGUUUAGUGAAUAUGGAAAUGGUGGCAAUAAGAGAAAGGCAGGCAGUGAGGAGGGUAAUGAAAAGGAAGAUGGUGAGAACGAUGACGAAAUGGAAGGUAGUGAUAAAGAUAAUGAAGGGGGGGAUAAUGAGCAAGAUAUAGAAGAAAGAGAGGAAGAUGAUGAAGAAGAUUAAUAAUGCUUUGGUAAAGUGGUAGGAUACAACUUCCAUAUUCUCAUUAAAAUGGCAUGAAAAUUAUAUAAUUAGAUGUAUUAUUUACAUGGGAAGGUGGUUGCCUAGUGAGAGAG